Messenger RNA from Girardinichthys multiradiatus, 2633 nucleotides. RefSeq names its product solute carrier family 35 member F6 (gene slc35f6). Bases 104 to 1240 code for a protein of 378 amino acids. The record is from RefSeq and is a predicted model, not a curated record. Gene Ontology annotation, cellular component: intracellular membrane-bounded organelle; membrane. Gene Ontology annotation, biological process: transmembrane transport. NCBI's taxonomy places the organism in Eukaryota, Metazoa, Chordata, Actinopteri, Cyprinodontiformes, Goodeidae. Gene Ontology annotation, molecular function: transmembrane transporter activity. The transcript has 6 exons.
AGACAGCGGAAAGAACGCGGAAAGCGCAUGAAUAAACAACCCGGUCUCCCUUAUUGAGGGUACACUGCUCCGUGGUUGUAGUUUUACAGUUUUAUUUUCCAGCAUGGCUUGGACAAAAUAUCAGCUGUUCCUGGCUGGAAUGAUGCUCACAACUGGCUCCAUCAACACUUUAUCCGCCAAAUGGGCUGACUUGUUCUCAGCAAAUGGCUGCCAUGGUGACCCUGAACACACCUUCUCCCAUCCAUUUGUACAGGCAGUGGGAAUGUUUCUGGGCGAGUUCAGCUGUCUCGCAGUUUUCUACAUCUUGCUGUUCCAUGACAGACGCAGCCCAGAACCGAGAAUGAACCCCGGCCAGAAAUUCAACCCUCUACUCUUCUUCCCUCCUGCAAUGUGUGACAUGACAGCCACCUCCAUCAUGUAUGUUGCUCUCAACAUGACGAGCGCCUCCAGCUUCCAGAUGCUUCGCGGAGCCGUCAUCAUCUUCACAGGUCUUCUAUCUGUGGCUUUUUUGGGCCGUCGGCUUGCACCCAGUCAGUGGAUUGGCAUCUUCAUCACCAUCCUCGGCCUGGUGGUAGUGGGACUCGCCGACUUUGUCAGCGGCCACAGAGAUGACUCCCACAAACUCAGUGAUGUCAUCACCGGUGAUCUCCUGAUCAUCAUGGCUCAGAUCAUUGUUUCGGUGCAAAUGGUGCUGGAGGAAAAGUUUGUCUACAAGCAUGACGUGCAUCCUCUUCGAGCAGUUGGAACUGAAGGUUUAUUUGGUUUUGUUGUCCUGUCACUGCUGCUCAUCCCCAUGUACUUCAUCCACACCGGGAACUUCAGCGACAAUCCUCGGCAGGUCCUGGAGGACGCGCUGGAUGCUUUCUGUCAGAUUGGACAUAAGCCCCUCAUCCUCUUGGCUCUCCUGGGCAACACGGUCAGUAUCGCCUUCUUCAAUUUCGCCGGGAUCAGCGUCACCAAAGAGAUAAGCGCCACCACCCGAAUGGUCCUGGACAGCCUCCGUACGCUGGUCAUCUGGGUGGUGAGCCUGGCGCUGGGUUGGGAGCAGUUUCACGGCCUCCAGGUUCUGGGAUUUUUGGUCCUGCUGACAGGCACGGCGCUCUACAACGGACUGCACCGGCCCGUGUUGGCCAGGAUACCGUGGUGUGCCACCAGGAUGAACCUAGAGGAGGAUAGCAGUGAUGCGGAAAGAGAGAGACUGCUGAAUAAUGGAAGGGUGCAGGCCAGUGAAGACACAUAAAAUAUGCUGAAGCACAAACAGUACCACAGAAAUUGCAGCUUUUAUAAAUGCUGUCAGAGGUUUUUACACAUUUUCUGUUCUUACCUCAGGUUUUAACUGAUCUCAUAAAAUGCUGUAAAAGUGAUAGUUUAACAUUUUGGGGAAAAAUCACUUAUUUCCGUUCUUGCGGAGAACUAAAUAAGUCUACUGACAACAUUUUUAUACAGACGAAUAAAUUUGACUACAUUUAUUCAAUUUGGAAAAAAUCCCACAUUGUCCCAGUCACCACUGGCACAUCUGUCAGUACUCCUGCUAUCUAUAAUUUUUACAAUCCCCUUUUGAUCAUAGAAUAGCACUUGAGUAUCAUAUUGUCAUCUGGCAUAGCAUGCUAAGAGAUUCUUUGUAGCGUGUAUUUUUACAAUUAGAAGAAAGCUUAUCAGUUUGUGCCAUUAUUUGUUGCCCACACUUGAAAGUAAUGUCAGUCUUGUCUUUAAACCUUCUGCAAGGCAAAGAAUUUGUUCUUAUCCCAAAAUGUCCGACAAUUACAAGCUAGAAAUGAAAGAGAGCCUGAAAAGCUAUUAUACCGUGAAGCUGUUUUAAAGGGAGUGUUUCUGUGUAAGUGGGACUUUUUGUUUCUAAGGCAUUCUGAAAAAAACCAAAACAAAUAUUUUAUGUACUUGUUUUUGAUUAUUGGGCUUUUUUUUUUAUAUAUAUUUUUUCUGGAGCACUAGAGGCCUUUAUUUUUUCCAACGGUAGGUAGACAGGAAAGAGGGCAAAGAGUGGGGGAGACAUUCGGCAAAGGUCACCGGGUCCGGGAAUCGAACCCGGGACAGCCGCAUCAAGGACUAUAGCCUCUGCACAUGGUGGCACGCUGAAAAUUACCGAAAUCACUUCGUUUUCUGUACACUAUAUUUUUCCAGAAACGGACCACCUUGUAUCCAAUUGAUUUACAAAUUUUAAUUAUUUGGAGGCAAGAUCUAAGUCCGUAAUCAGUAAAUUUUGUUCAUUGUGCCAAGUUUUCUACUUGUAUGUGAGUACUCAAUAUGCCUUCUUUUAGAUAGCACUACAGUUAUUUUAGAAAAGUAUUUUCCCCAGUUGGGAGGUUUCCUUUAAUUAGUGAAGUGGAAAUGAUUGAAAACUCCGACAUGCUUUGUUUUUCAAAACUCCAGAAGUCCUCCUCUGUUAUUGGAAAUGAAGAAUGAAAAAGGGAACUUUUAAGAAUUUAUUCAAAUGUUAAAAUGUCUUUUUUUUUUCUAAGGCAUGUACAGAAAAUGGCAGAUUUUAUAGAAUAAAACACUUACACAAAAAUCCCAUUUGCAUUUCAAGUUGUCAUUUUAAAAUGACUGCAUUGUAAUUUCCUUUUAGCUGUAAAGUAUGGAUGUUGAUUAUUAAUAAAAAUGAAUCUCAAAACAGG